CCACUGGAACCCUUCAGAAUGUUCCUCGGGCCGUUGCUUUUCAUGGUCAUACUCAUUCCUCAGAUUAAAGAAAAGGUAAUCCUUGGAGUGGAGGGUCAAGAACUGGUUUAUCCUAAAAGGCUUCCUCUGAGGCAGAAGAGAGAUGUUUGGCACACCCAGGAUUAUGACAUACAGGAAACUUAUGAAGAAGAAUUGUUGUAUGAGCUAAGGCUAACUAGAAAAACCUUAAUACUUCACCUUUUAAGAUCAAGGGAAUUCCUAGCCUCAAAUUACAGUGAAACCCACUACUCCAUCAAAGGAGAGCCCCUCACCAGCUACCCUUCCACCACGGGCCACUGUUUUUAUCAAGGAUCCAUCAUCCAUGAAUUUGAUUCCGCUGCCAGUAUCAGCACAUGUAAUGGUUUGAGGGGAUUCUUCAGGGUAUAUGACCAAAGGUACCUCAUUGAACCAGUGAAAUAUUCAGAUGAGGAACAACAUUUGGUGUUCAGAUAUGAUCCAAAAGUUCAGUAUGCUGCCAAUUACUCUUGUACAGAACUCAAUUUUACCAGGAUGAAUGAUCCAAAGGAUUCUAUUAAAAUCAUGGAGGACUUCAAAACAGAAAACAGCCAUAAAGAUAAAUAUGUGGAACUAUUCAUUGUUGCUGAUGAUAAUGUGUAUCGCAGGAAUAACCAUCCUCACAGUAAAAUGAGGAAUCGAAUUUGGGGAAUGGUCAAUUUUGUCAACAUGAUUUAUAAAACCAUGGACAUUCAUGUGACAUUGGUUGGCCUUGAAAUGUGGACAAACGGAGAUAAAAUAGACAUAGAUUCAAAUAUAGAAAAUACCUUAUUGCGUUUUGCAAGUUGGCAAGAAAUAUUCCUUAAAAAAAGGAAAAAUUUUGAUCAUGUUCUGUUACUCAGUGGGAAGUGGCUCUACACAAAUGCACAAGGAGUUUCUUAUCCAGAGGGUAUAUGCCUGCCUUAUUAUUCUUCCAGUGUCGUUAAGGAUCUUUUACCUGACCUAAAUGUAGUUGCAAGCAGAAUUGCACAUCAACUGGGCCAUAACCUUGGGAUGAAGCAUAAUAAUUACCCGUGUACUUGUACUCUAGAGAGAUGUGUGAUGGAUCAUGGUGGAAGCAUUCCUGCACUAAAAUUCAGUAAAUGCAACAGAAUUCUGUUCCUGCAACACGUGAAGGAUUACAAUCCAACUUGCCUGUUCAAUAUCCCGUUUUCUGAUAAGCUAAGUGAUUACCCGAAUUGUGGAAACAUGAAGCUGGAUGAGGGAGAAGAGUGUGACUGUGGCCCUGUUCAGGAGUGCACCAAUCCUUGUUGUGAUGCAAACAAAUGUGUGUUGAAGCCAGGAUUUACUUGUGCAGAAGGAGAAUGCUGUGAAUCUUGUCAGAUGAAAAAAUCGGGGUCCAUGUGCAGGCCAGCAAAAGAUGAAUGUGAUUUUCCUGAAGUGUGUCCUGGCCACUCUUCCGCAUGUCCUAUGGACAAAUUCCAAGUAAAUGGCGUUCCUUGCAAGAAUGCAAAAGGCUACUGCUUCAUGGGGAAAUGUCCCACCAGGGAUGAUCAGUGCUCUGAAAUCUUUGAUAAUGAGGUGAAAGACAGUUCUGAUCUCUGCUAUGAGAUGAAUAAAAAAGGAAAUAGAUUUGGAUACUGCAAAAAUAAGGACAAUCGACUAAUUCCCUGUGAAGAGAAAGAUGUCAAGUGCGGGAAGAUACACUGCAGUAGAGGGCAGCACUCAUCUCUCCUUGGAGAAGAAAAGAUCAAUCACCUUAGGAAGGGCUCAAAGAAGAAUGUCACUACUGAGUGCAAAACUUUUAUUCUAUACCACAAUUCUAAAGAUUUGGGCCUGGUUGCUUCUGGAACCAAAUGUGGAGAUAAAAUGGUGUGCAGCAAUGGCGAAUGUGUGAAACUUGAAAAGGUCUACAAUUCAACCAGUUGCUCUUCUCUGUGCAAUGAAAAUGCUGUGGAUGGCCAUGAACUUCAGUGCCAGUGUGAGGAAGAACAGGAAUAUGUGGACUGGGGAGAAAACUUACAUGUUACCAAUGUAUCCAUCUUGGCUGUUGUGCUUGUCCUGGUUAUUAUUGGUGCAGGUGUUGGUACAUUAUUAAUUUAUUACCAAAAAUGUUUUAAGUUGAAGCAAAUUCAGAGCCCCCCUAGGGAGACCCUGGGAGUGGAGAAUAAAGGAUACUCUGGCGAUGAGCUGCAGACAAGGACUGAGCCAGUCUUUCCUGAUAUUCACCCCCUCCACAAAUCUGCAAAUAAAGAUUCAAGAGGAAUCGCAGAUCCCAAUCAAAGUGCUAAAGUGAGCUUGAAACUGGAUAUCCAAAAUGGCUGUGCACAGUUAGGUUGAAGAUUCUGGAUGAACGAUCUUCACAACCUUUCCCAGAUAUUUGCUACACAAAUUUCUGGUAGUUUUUCAGAAGCUCUUUAUCAAGACAGAAAAUGUUGAUGAGAAACAACUUCUUUCUAUAAUAUUUACCUGUAGAAUUUAGAACCUAUAGUGCAGACAUUACAAAAAGAUCCUUAGCAUUUUUAUGAUGAUCAAUACAAUACAAUAAUAAUACAAUACAAUAUAAUAUAAUAAGAAAACAAUACAAUAUAAUAA
Suricata suricatta (meerkat) is the source of this 2589-nucleotide messenger RNA. It is a transcript of the gene ADAM7, whose product is annotated as ADAM metallopeptidase domain 7. The record is from RefSeq and is a predicted model, not a curated record. Gene Ontology annotation, molecular function: metalloendopeptidase activity. Gene Ontology annotation, cellular component: plasma membrane. The transcript is spliced from 22 exons. NCBI's taxonomy places the organism in Eukaryota, Metazoa, Chordata, Mammalia, Carnivora, Herpestidae. Bases 19 to 2334 code for a protein of 771 amino acids. Gene Ontology annotation, biological process: proteolysis.